UCCCUGAAUGCCAGGCGGGCAUCCGAUGCCAGAUGAGACCAGAUCCAGACUUGCCUCCCCAACGUGUCCGGGCAGCAUUGGCUGAGCCUUCCAAAUUCCUCACUUCCUUGUUGGGCCCCACCCAGGUGCCCAUCUUGGCCUCUUCUUGCCCCGUGUCCACCGGUGCCCCUUCCUCCCUCCCUCUGGUACCAAGGAUGCGCACCAACCGGCUCCUCAAGUACACCCUCUUCGCCUCCUGCUACCUCUUCUGGGUGACCAGUGGGCUGAUGGUGGCAGUGGGCGCCUAUGCCAGGCUGUCCAGGGAAACGGGGGCAGUGGAGACCCUCCUUGCCGAGCCCUCCAGCCUCCUUCUGGCCGUCGGGGGGCUGACCUUUGGGGUCACCUUUGUGGGCUGUCUGGGGGCCCUGAGGGACCUCCCUAUCCUCCUCAAGGCGUUCACCUGGAUCCUCCUCCUCAUCUUCAUCCUGCAAGUGGUGGCAGCCGUGCUGGGAUUCCUCUUCGCUGGGAUGGUGAGGGAAAAGGCUGCCUUCCUGAUGGGCCAAGCCAUCGCACGCUAUCGCGACAGCCUUGACCUCCAGAACCUCAUCGACUUCAUCCAGAAGAAGUUCGAGUGCUGUGGGGUCCAUUCCUACCUAGACUGGUCCCAAAAUGCCUACUUCCACUGCCAGGAAGGAAAUCCCAGCCUGGAAAGUUGUGCUGUGCCCUUCUCCUGCUGCCUGCCAGGCAAAGAGGCAUUGCUCAACACCAUGUGUGGCUAUGGGACCCAAAACCUCCCAGCCUGGCAGGCAGAGAGCCGGGUAUACACCGAGGGCUGCCUGGAGAAGAUCAGGCACUGGGCACGUGCCAACCUCUUCUUGGUGGCUGGCCUGGCCUGCGGGCUGCUGGUCCUGGAGGUGGGUGGAAAGGGCAGCUGAGGUGCCACUUGGCUUUGUGGCCUAUAGCUGCCUUAAAUGUUAUGGUGCCCUAGCUUGGGCAGUGGAUGGCAUCCCAUGCCACCCUGGAAAGGAAACCUUCUUCUUGCUCUUUGGGGCUACAGUGUCCAGGACAUCCCUAGUGAGGGAUCUGGGGAGUUGUAGUCCCAAAGAGUGCCCACUGUGCCAUCACUUAGAAGAGGGUGAGGAUCUGGAUGGGACCCCCCUGAGGAAACAAAUCAAGGAUCUCUAGAUAGGGCAAGGGA
Molecule: messenger RNA, 1177 nt
Organism: Sceloporus undulatus (fence lizard)
Lineage: Eukaryota; Metazoa; Chordata; Lepidosauria; Squamata; Phrynosomatidae
Product: tetraspanin-33-like
Exons: 7
Coding region: 33-914 (293 amino acids)
Cellular component (GO): membrane
Source: RefSeq, a predicted model, not a curated record